Molecule: messenger RNA, 5202 nt
Organism: Penicillium nucicola
Lineage: Eukaryota; Fungi; Ascomycota; Eurotiomycetes; Eurotiales; Aspergillaceae
Exons: 3
Coding region: 1-5202 (1733 amino acids)
Biological process (GO): telomere maintenance
Cellular component (GO): nucleus
Source: RefSeq, a predicted model, not a curated record
AUGGUGGAGAUCCUUCCAGCUCGUCCGCCCACACCUCCAAGGACAGCUUCACGAUCUGCUGGCGAAACCCGAACUGAGUCGGCUGUUCAAACCCCCAAGGAGUCUCCCUUCGUGGCAUUUGGCUCUGCUGGUCCUGCUUCCUCAAACAGAAGCUCCAAGCGUGUGAAUUUCUCACCGUGGCCCAAGUACAUUAAGCCGCCAACAUUCACUAGUGCCUCAGAAUUGGUUCUUGACCUCAAAUCCAACCCUCCGUCGACCGGUUCGAAGCCUGCAAAAUCGAUCCUCAAGGCCACACAAUCACCAAUUCCAGUUUGGUCACCAAAUGUCGAUACAUUUACUACCGAGUCACUCGCCAUGUUACUUGAAUCCGUGAUUCAACAACUCGCAGGCGAAACACUCAGCUCGCGACUCGAUGCCUAUAUGCAAUUCUUUGGAGCGCUUCGGACAUAUGAUGGACUUCCCUCCGGCCAAGACAUUGCCGAUAAGUUAAAUCUGGUUACAGAAUUCAUUCAACGCGAUGUAAAUCGAGACCUUGUGAAUGGCGGACCUAUCGACACAAAUCUUGCCAACCAGGCUUUAAAGCUAUCGGCUGCAUUUGUCUGGCACGCCGACAUCUCAACUCAACUUUCUGAUGAAUUUAAGAUCUUCUUGGUGGAAAACGCAAUCACAUGUCUUCAUGAGGCCAAGGUUCCAAAGUCUGUUUUGUCGCACUAUAUGUCCAUCAUGUCGACCCAGAACUUUGGUCCGAAGAUUAUGACAAGCGCUCGCAUCACCCGUCUUCUUACCGUCCUCCAAGACAUUACUAAGAAUAUCCCUGGCAAUGCGAUUGUUUCGCAUCGAUUGAACAUAUAUCAACGCCUCCUCGGCCAGGCCAAGUCAGGUUUCCUCGCCCAGCCACACUUAUGGAUCGAACACCUAAUAUCUAGUUUGCUUCAUCAUUUGAAGGAUACAAGAUCAAAAGCGAUUGCCCUUGGAUUCCAAAUUACUGCAGAAGCUGGUCCAAAUCCUGUUUUGUCCAAGAAUAUCCGCGAGCUUUUCAGCCGCACACUUGAGCAUGACCGGAAAUUAGUCACAGAGAUCUGUGAGCGUAUGACUCGAAUGAUGUCGUCUGUGGAAAGUGGUGUCCAUGUUCCUCAAAUUUGGAGCAUCAUAAUAUUACUUCUCAGAAGCAAAAGAUGGAGCUUGGAACAAUGGGAAUAUUUUAAGGACUGGGUUUUGGUACUACAAAAAUGCUUCAAUUGCAGUGAAGCUGCGAUCAAAGCACAGGCCAUCGUGGGGUGGAAUCGAUUCAUCUUUGCCGUCGUUCCGAAUGAAUCGACAAGUCAUCCAUUGCUUAAAAUGCUGGGCAAACCAGUCCUUUCGCAAUUCGACCGCAAGAAGAGUGAUAAGUCCGGAUCGCCGCCAACUCAACUUGCCUUGACCAGUUAUCACAACCUGCUAUACUAUACGUUCCGCCCUUCUGCCUCUAACGAGCAUCUUGACAUCAUAUGGGAAGAAUAUGUCCUUGUGCCUUCUUCGGGUAUAUUUUCGACCAUACCCGCCCUUAGUGAUUGUUUGUCUCGUAUAUUGACAAAUAUUUUGUGGAGCACGCAAGCAAAGAUCUGGACUGAGGGUCGAAUUAACGACACUGCCAAAAUUGAAGCCGAAGAACUUCCUGCCGUUGAUAGUCGCUGGGUUCGGUCAAGAAUUUCGUCAAUUUUGAAAGUUUUUGAGAACCUGUUCAAAUCCUCGGUUUGGGUUGACACCGCAAUUGAAUCGUCACACAUUGCUAUGGCUUGGGUGAGUCUGUCCAACGCCUUGUCGCUCGCAUCGAGCAAGGAAAUUACGCCCUCUGGUGAGUCCAUGCAAGCCGUAGCAGCGGUUCUUGGGUUGUUGCAUCGUCUAUGGGCUACUGGGCCUUGUUCCUUGAACAUCGUCGGAAAUGACAACAAUCUUUUCUUUGAAAGAUUCGGCUUCUUAUCCACGACCAUGAUUGUGGCUCUUGGGGGCAUCCCAUUUACCGAGAAGCUUCUCUUAAAAAGUACGGACGAAACAUUCCAAGCUGCCACCACUCCAACACAUCGUCACGCCGAACCAGGCACCAAUCUAAACAGCCCCAUUCUUCAUCUUCUCCGGACAAUCACCAGCAAUACAGGGGAUACUUCGGCAACGGAUUCCUAUGCGCACUUAGUCACUGGUACCAUCGAAGCUGCCUGUAACAGCAGGAUCUCCCGUGGGUCUCGGCUCGAGCUUUUGCGCCAGUGUGCAGAAUUGAGCACGGCAGAGACCACUGCUUUGCCUGGCACACCCCAAUUGUAUGAGGUUGUUUGGAAAUCGGCUGCACAAGCAGCUUCGAAUGCCCUGCGAUCGUUCCCUAUCGAAUCUGCUCGUGAGCGCGAUGGGUCCGUAUCUCGUGAUUAUGAGAAUGCCAUUAAAUUCCUGACAAUUGGUCUGGCUUUCCCUGCUGUUUUCCAGGAUUGGUCUCAUUUGCUUGAUUCAUUUGUCCAUGUGGUUCGAACGGAAAAGGGAAAUCAAGCAAUCGCCACCAUGAUUGUAGAGCCCUUGGCUGAGCAACUCAUGGGUGUUCCAGCCGACGAUACCUUUCUUCCGUCAACCUCGCUGUUUGGUCACUCUUUGUCUAUUCCAUUCCUACAAGGUACUGGACUUGGUAUCGCGUGUGAUGGGAUUCAAUCGGUCGGGCAUUCCCUCUUCCCCCAUAGACUCGUUGACUCAAUUUCUCGCACUUUGCGUGAUGCAUAUGACGGAUUCAAGGCCCCUGGUGCACCCGGUCUUGCAGAAUUUAUUGAAGCACUGACGUCCUUCUUGGGCUCCGGCAUUCCGCAAUUUCGAUCUCAGCUUCUCCAAAGCCUACAGACACCAAUAAGUCUUUGGCUUGAGGAUGAGCCUUACAAGAUGGGCAUCGACCACGGUGUGGAUAGCAGAAUUAUUACUGCGUGUCGGGCCCUUUCCUCUGCAGCAGUCAACAUCAUACAGUCAUCAAUUACAGACGAUGUGUCGUCUGUCGACAAGUUUCAGGCAAUCUUCUGCGCUGGUUUGAAGUCGUCGCACACUUCAAUUAGCAAGAGAUUUGUUGAGCUUUGGCAUUUGACAAUCGAUUCACAGCCGACAGCCUGUCCUGAAAUUAUUCUAGAAGCUGUGCAGACUGCCGAAUUCAAGCUUCAGAGCAUCAUCUCGCCUUUAGAUGGUGAUCAGGACACUGAAAUGCUGCCUCCGCCGGCUCCGGAAAGGACUACUAGGCGUAAAAGCAAGCUUGGAACCAGUCAAGACAUUCUUAACUCAUCUCCUGUCGUGCAGACACGGGAAUCAACUGCUUCAAGUGGGCUGAGUGAGCCCCAACUGCCUAACAACUUCCAGCUGGGAGUUCCGGAAACUGAAAUCUUUGGAGGUGCUGCUGUAGCCAAAAAACGUCGCACUCGUCGCGAAGUGUUUUCAAUGAUCGAAUCCAUCCAGUCGUCUUCGCCUGCCAACACCCCUCAGAAAUUAGGCUUCAAUACUCCACCUCACUUGCGCCGGCUUCAGUCAUCUGAAACAGCGUCCGAGAUUCCAAUUACCCCCACACUGGCACCAACGGAAAAUGAAGAAGGGUUCAUUGGAUCAUCCCCUACACCAGCGACAAGGGACCCAACACCCGCCGCAAACUCCGAAGCUCCUGGAUCUGCUCUCCAAGAAUCCAACACCAUUCAUGGAACAGACCUUCCGUCCUCCCCUCCUGAGAUUCACUCUCGAAGUCCGAGCCCAUCCAAGGGUCGAAAACAAUCUAGAAGUGCUCGUCGAAAAGCUGCGAAGGCUGCGAGAGUUCUGAGAGGCACUUCAGGCAAACAAUCCACUGUUAACAGUCCCGCUACUUCGCGACUUGCAGCCGAAGAAAACACUGAUGCACCAACGGUUGAUUAUCAUGAUCAAGAUAAAGAAAAUGAAGACGCCACCCCCCGGGCAAAUGCAACAACCGCCAGCAGACGUCUCCGAUCGGGAUUGAGUCAUGAAUCAACCACUUCCGAAGAGCCUUCCCAUAUUCAGAUUUCUGAUUCUCGUGAAACUCCGAUUCAAAAGUCUGCCCGCAAGAGCAAGUCAAACUCCAAUUCCAAGAAGGACAAGAAGAAAACAAGUCUCCAGCCUGCAGCAGGGGAGAACAAGCAAACCACGGAUCUGCCUGCUGAAAUCAACCUUCUGGACGCAUUCAUGGACUCGAGCGAGGAAGUCGAUACGCAAAUUCAAUCUCAACUUGAACAAGAUUUGGAGUUUGCUGUCGACAUGGAUGAGCAGCCUCAAAUUAAGCCCUCAACCGCUUCUUUCCAGCAGUCAGCAGCAAAAAAGAGAAAGCGUGUUGAGGAAGAGCCUCGCCCAUCAAAGCGAAAUGACAGACGUCGGUCAACGCGACUAACCUCUGGUAAGGAUGUCGAAGGCGUGGCCGAAGAUAUGGAUGAUUCUCGUUCACAGGGAUCUACUGUAACCGAACAGACUGAACCAGUCUCAUCUCCUACUGCCACUCGCCGAUCUGCACGUCAUUCUCAGCGCAAAGCGGAGGAGAACAUUCCUGCAGAUGUUGUUCCUGCUACUCAAGAUUCUCCUGCGGUGGAGCCAACAGAAGACGUGGAGACUCCAAGACCAUCUAAGCGGUCGCGCAAAUCACUGCGUCUCGACGACCAGCCUCCCUCGACUGCAAUGGAACUUGAUGUUUCCAGCAAUACCCUCUCCGAUCAACGCAAACGCAAGACGCGGUCUCAACAAAAUAUCUCUCAGCCCUCUGGAAUCUCUUCCGAGGUAUCGCAGCAAGUUCAACUCCAUGAUGACAAUCAAGAGAAGGUUCCUGGGAGCAUUAUGGCCGACGAUCCAGCUGUUGACCGUUCCGCUCCUCUUGCUUCUACUGAGGCGGCAACAGACAGUCAAAUGAGCAAUGCUCACCAAAUUAUCGAAGCUGCUCCAACCGCGGUUACCAAAAUUGAAAUGGAUGACAUGCUCUCCAGCCAGAGACCUGAGCAGACUAUCGGUCUUGCCACGUCGGGUACCCAAACAGAGGACACAAAUACUGCGCCUCAAACAACCAUCAAUCAAGCAAGCAUCACUCAGUCUCUCAAAACACUCUUGGGAGACAUGAAACUGGCAACUCUCGACCCCAACAGCAUCCGCGAGGUCGAUGAUCUCCUCUUCCAUAUCCGUGUCGAAUCACUUCGUGCAUUAGAUCGACACAACACUUCAGCAUAG